UCGAGAGGAUUAGCAUCAUGGUGAUCCUGCUCAACUGUGUGACACUGGGCAUGUACCAGCCCUGCGAGAACAUCGAUUGCACCUCGGACCGCUGCCAGAUACUGCAGGCCUUUGAUGCAUUCAUCUACAUAUUCUUUGCCUUGGAGAUGGUGGUAAAGAUGGUGGCUCUUGGGAUCUUUGGCCGUCGCUGUUACCUGGGAGACACCUGGAACAGACUGGACUUCUUCAUAGUCAUGGCAGGGAUGGUAGAGUACUCACUGGACCUGCAGAACAUCAACCUGUCAGCGAUUCGGACAGUGAGGGUUCUUCGGCCACUUAAAGCCAUUAACAGAGUGCCAAGUAUGCGUAUCCUGGUGAACCUGCUGCUAGACACUCUACCCAUGCUGGGCAAUGUGCUGCUGCUGUGCUUCUUCGUCUUCUUUAUCUUCGGCAUCAUCGGGGUGCAGCUGUGGGCUGGACUUCUGAGAAACCGUUGCUACCCUGAGGAGAACUUCACUGUCCCUUCAGGUAUGACCUUACCUGCGCCAUACUACCGGCCAGAGGAAGAUGAUGAACGCCCCUUCAUCUGCUCCCUGGCAUCUGAUAAUGGUAUAAUGUCAUGUACUGAUGUGCCAGCAAGGCGUGAAGGAGGACGCAUAUGCUGCCUGGAUAAGGAGGAUGCUCUCCACAGACAGGCACUGGGCCUGAGUCCUGAGCCUCUUGCCAAUAGCAGUAGUCCUGGUGAAGCAAUAGGGCUAUGCAUUAACUGGAACCAGUAUUACACUCGGUGCCACACUGGGAAUACUAACCCCCACAAAGGUGCCAUCAACUUUGACAACAUUGUCUACGCCUGGAUUGUAAUUUUCCAGGUGAUCACUCUAGAGGGCUGGGUUGAGAUAAUGUAUUAUGUAAUGGAUGCCCAUUCCUUCUACAACUUCAUCUACUUCAUCUUACUCAUCAUUAUUGGUUCAUUCUUCAUGAUCAACUUGUGCCUAGUGGUUAUUGCCACCCAGUUCUCAGAGACCAAACAGCGGGAGCACCAGCUGAUGCAGGAGCAAAGGGCGCAGUGCCUGUCCUCCUCCACCUUGGCCAGCAUGGCUGAGCCAGGAGAUUGCUAUGAGGAGAUCUUCCAGCUGGUCUGCCAUGUCCUCCGCAAGGCUAAGAGGAGAUCGGCAGCUCUCUACUACACGCUGAGGGGCAAGCCCCCGCCGGCUGGUGGAGGCAGGGGUAAUAGGCGGGGUGGAGGCAAUGUGAACGGAGAACGGCAUCAUUUGAGGCAUCCGAGAUCAUUCCACUGCCCGCACCAAAACAAGCAAGACCAUGACUCUCAGCCACAAGCCAAUUCCAUCAGUCUGUCUGUCCCUCAGAAUCCUGAGGACUGCCCUAUAUGUGCAUUAUCAUUGAAGGAGGGGGUGAGGACUGUGGGAGAUUCUGCCAAUGGUGAGGAAAAUGAAGAGGAUGCUGUUAAGGAGACGAGCAAAGAGGAGAACCACUUGGAGGAGAGGGGAGAUGGAGAGAGGAAGCGGAAAAGGACGUGCUUUGGACAUUGUAAGGACCUUUGGAACAGUAUAAGGAGGAAGCUUUGGGGCAUUGUGGAGAGCAAGUACUUCAGCCGGGGCAUUAUGAUUGCUAUUCUCAUUAACACCAUCAGCAUGGGUAUUGAGCAUCAUAACCAGCCUGAGGAGCUGACCAAUGUCCUGGAGAUCUGUAACAUUGUCUUCACCAGCAUGUUCACGCUGGAGAUGAUCCUGAAGCUGACUGCCUUUGGCUUCUUUGAAUACUUGAGGAACCCAUACAACAUCUUUGAUGGCAUCAUCGUCAUCAUCAGUGUGUGUGAGAUCAUCGGCCAGGCAGACGGUGGUCUGUCAGUGCUGAGGACAUUCAGGCUUUUGAGGGUCAUUAAGCUGGUGAGGUUCAUGCCUGCGCUGAGGCGGCAGCUUGUGGUUCUGAUGAAGACGAUGGACAAUGUGGCCACCUUCUGUAUGCUGCUCAUGCUGUUUAUCUUCAUCUUCAGCAUCUUGGGGAUGCACAUAUUUGGCUGUAAGUUUAGUUUGAAGACAGAAGCAGGAGACACAGUGCCUGACAGGAAGAACUUUGACUCCUUGCUUUGGGCUAUCGUCACUGUUUUUCAGAUUCUGACUCAGGAGGACUGGAACAUGGUGCUGUACAAUGGCAUGGCAUCCACCUCUCCCUGCGCCGCUCUCUACUUCGUAGCUCUUAUGACGUUUGGAAACUAUGUGCUCUUCAAUUUGCUAGUUGCCAUCUUGGUUGAGGGUUUUCAAGCGGAGGGUGACGCAAACCGGUCUUACUCAGACGAUGACAGGUCCUCCUGCAAUUUCGAUGAGAGUGAUAAGCAGAAAGACUCCCUACACCUCUCAGACCCAAAGAUAUGUACACUGACUCCUAAUGGGCACCUGGACCUAUCCCCAUUGCCGGCCAGUUUGUUUCCUGGAGAGAGGUUGACCUUUGCGCUCAGCUCCAGGAAGAAUAGUGUCAUUUCACUUGGCAGGGCCAACCUGGAGCAGAGGGCUAUGUAUCCAGGUCGUGGUUACCACAACUGGGGCCGUCCACUGCCUCCCCAGCCUCACGCCUUGUGGGCCCGCCGUUCUAGCUGGAACAGCCUAGGAGGCCGGCCGUGCUCCUCCUCAUCCCCCUCUGCUAGUCCCGCCUUCACUCCCACUUCUUCAAGGCCCUUUUAUGGCUACGGCUUGGGAGGUCUAGGAGGGGUGGUUGGAGGAAGCCUGCGAAUCCGGGGUCCCCGUGCCUCCUCAUCCCCACACCACCACAUACACCAUAUCCAGCCAGAUGAGGAGGAGUCUCUUCUCUCUCCGCCUGCUGUCGCUCCCCACUCCCUCCACCUUCCCCACCCAAUGCUCCCGGGUUCUUUUGGACCCAGGAAGGACCGCAGAGCUCUGUCGCUAGAGCUGCCCCAUCUGUUACAGGUCCCUGGACAAACUCACCCUCCUCAGCACCCGCAUCCCUCCAUGACUCUUAAUGCCAACCACAGAAAGAAGAGCCUCUCUGGAGGGAUGAUAAUCAGCAGCGGUGGCAACUUUGGAGGGCUUCACCAAGACUGUAAUGGGAAGACUCCACUGUCACAGCUCCUUCAGCCCCCUCCUAGACAUCAGACUGAGCACACAGGAGGGUCAAAUCCCCAGAGCCACCUGAUGGCUGAUGUCUUCCCUCAGGUUAACGCACGCAGCAAGGACCGGGAGGACCUGGAUGAUGACAUUGACUAUAGCUUGUGUUUCCGCAUCCAGAAGAUGUUAGAAGCGUACAGACCGGACUGGUGUGAGACGAGAGAAGACUGGUCCGUUUUCCUUUUCUCCCCGCAGAACAAGUUCAGACAGAUGUGCCAAUCUAUCAUUGCCCACAAGCUGUUUGACUACGUAGUACUGGCCUUCAUCUUCUCCAACUGCAUUACAGUGGCGCUGGAAAGACCCAAGAUACUACAGGGCAGCUUGGAAAGAGUCUUUCUUACCAUCUCCAACUACAUCUUUACUGCCAUCUUUGUGGGCGAGAUGACACUCAAGGUGGUUUCCAUGGGUCUGUAUAUGGGGGAACAGGCUUAUCUGCGGAGCAGCUGGAACAUUCUGGAUGGUUUCCUGGUUUUUGUGUCUUUGAUUGAUAUUGUCGUGUCCAUGGCCGGAGGAGCCAAGAUCCUGGGUGUGCUCAGAGUGCUCAGGCUGCUGAGAACACUGCGUCCCCUCAGAGUGAUUAGCAGAGCUCCAGGCCUGAAGCUGGUGGUGGAAACUCUCAUCACUUCCCUCAAACCCAUUGGCAACAUUGUCCUCAUCUGUUGUGCAUUCUUCAUCAUCUUUGGCAUUCUCGGGGUCCAGCUCUUUAAAGGCAAGUUCUUCUACUGCUUGGGUCCCGAUGUCAAAAACAUCACAAACAAGUCUGACUGUCUGCAAGCCAACUAUAAGUGGGUUCACCAUAAGUACAACUUUGACAACCUGGGACAGGCUCUGAUGUCUCUGUUUGUACUCGCCUCCAAAGACGGCUGGGUCAAUAUCAUGUACCACGGUUUGGAUGCUGUGGCUGUGGACCAGCAGCCGAUAACCAACAACAACCCAUGGAUGUUGCUGUAUUUCAUCUCCUUCCUCCUCAUUGUUAGCUUUUUUGUCCUCAAUAUGUUUGUUGGCGUGGUGGUGGAGAACUUCCACAAGUGCCGUCAACACCAGGAGGUGGAGGAAGCCAAGAGGCGUGAGGAGAAACGUCAGCGGCGCAUGGAGAAGAAGAGGAGGAAGGCCCAGAAACUGCCCUACUAUUCCAGCUAUGGCCACAUGCGCCUGAUGAUCCACACACUGUGCACAAACCACUACUUGGAUCUCAUCAUCACCUUCAUCAUCUGCAUCAACGUUAUCACCAUGUCCUUAGAGCACUACAAUCAACCUCAUUCUUUGGAUCUUGCCCUGAAAUACUGCAACUAUUUCUUCACCUCCAUGUUUGUGCUGGAAGCAGUGCUCAAACUCAUUGCCUUCGGCGUCCGUCGCUUCUUCAAAGACAGGUGGAACCAGUUGGACCUGGCCAUAGUGCUCCUGUCAUUGAUGGGCAUCACACUGGAAGAGAUUGAGAUCAGCGCUGCCCUGCCCAUCAACCCCACCAUCAUCAGGAUCAUGAGAGUGCUGAGGAUAGCACGAGUACUGAAGCUGCUGAAAAUGGCAACAGGAAUGAGAGCCCUGUUGGAUACAGUAGUCCAAGCCCUGCCUCAGGUGGGUAACCUGGGCCUGCUCUUCAUGCUGCUGUUUUUCAUCUACGCCGCCUUAGGAGUAGAGCUUUUUGGAGAACUAGUUUGCAAUGAAGACUACCCAUGUGAGGGUAUGAGUCGUCACGCUACCUUUGAAAACUUUGGCAUGGCCUUUCUUACCUUGUUUCAAGUCUCAACGGGCGACAACUGGAAUGGCAUCAUGAAGGAUACAUUGCGGGAGUGCCCACCAGACCACGGUACUGAUGUGGACUAUGCCUGCAAUCCAAGCCUUCAGUUUAUCUCGCCAAUGUACUUUGUCUCCUUCGUGCUCACCGCCCAGUUUGUGCUCAUCAACGUGGUGGUGGCUGUGCUGAUGAAGCACCUGGACGACUCCAACAAGGAGGCCCAAGAGGAGGCGGAGAUGGAUGCAGAAAUUGAGCUGGAGUUGGCCCAGGGCACCCUCUGUUGCAUGGGCGCCCCCGGUUGUGGGGGUGGGGGGGUGGACAAAGGACUAGUCGUUGCUGGAUCAGGGCCUGGAGGACCAGCAAGGGGAAGAGACAGAGGGAGUGCCAGAGGAGAGAAGGGAGAAGGCGUGAGAAAGAUGCGACAUGCAGUGCCUAUUGCACACCAAGGACCGUAUAACUCCAGUGACUCCAGCCAGACUAUGUACUCACCAGCACAAGAGAGCCAGUGGUUGGACAGUGUAUCUCUCCUGAUCAAGGAUACCUUAGAGGGGGAGAUGCUGAUGAUCGACAACCUCUCCGGUUCUGUCUUCCACCACUACUCCUCUCCUCAGCCCAUCUGCAAAGACUGCAAGGGCCAACCACAAGAGAUCAGAAUGGCAGAGAUUGAACAGGCUUCCCUGAAGUCAGAGCAACUCUCAGACAAGUCCUCGUCCCCUGCCCUGCCGGAUGACCUCAGCCUAGAUGAGCAUACUGCCUACCAGCUGCUGGCACAAGAAGGCGAGGUAAAGUGCAGCAGUGACUCUCCAAGCAGCUCUGAGGAGGUUGAAGGUGGAGGAAGUCUCGAAGGAGGCCACCAGAUCCAGACUGUGGUGCAGAGCCAGCCAUGCAGGGCCCUCAGCACAGGCAUUGAGAUGGAGAUUGUACUACAGGAGAUGGAAAUGCAAAUACACCAACCGCAUGUGUGUUCACCUCAGUGCAGUCCCGCCAUCCCAGUACCUCCCCGCAGUAGAAGCCUACGUUUGUCAAGGGGCCUUAGGCUGGCCUCCCGAGCCUCCUGGGCUUCGUUCCGCUCGCCUGGAGCUCAUAGAAAGAAGCUCUGCACGCAGUACCCCUCCCACAGUGAUUCAUCCCUUGCUACAGGCAGCUCUGAAGGCAGCCUUCAGACCACCUUGGAAGAAGGACUGAGCUUCAGUGUGUCUCCCCCUCAGAAUUUAGACUUUCCAUUGUCGUCAGCUCCAUUGCCACUUAUGUGUCCUCUCCCUCUGCCUGAAGACGCCACCUCCAUUUCUUCUCCAGUCCAGACACUGAGACCACGACCGAGUCCAUCAUCGGGUCUAACCCUUCUGGCCACCAGGGGUCACCAGCGGAGCCAAAGCAGCGGGCGUGGGAGCACCAGCCCAGGCUACACCCGUGAUGACUCAAUCGACCCUUCAGAUGAGGACCUGGGCAUAGGGAUUGGAUCGUCUAUUGGUGGUUGUGGCUCCAGUCAAGCGGGCAACAGUGAACACUUGUCAGAGGCACUGAGCAGCUUGUCGCUGACAUCACUGCUGUCACCCAGCUCCCUGGUUUACCCAGGAGGAGCAGUAAAGAAGUGCAACAGCACAGGCAGCCUGGACCAAGGGGGGAUUCUGCUGUCUUCCAGGAGCAGGGAGGGUCGCAGAGAGAUUAUGGGUCUGGAACUUAUGGACCCCCAGGGCUUCUUGGCCAACCCAUGGACUGGGGUGGAUACAAGAAGAGGAGAAGGAAGAGGGGAAAUAGGCGAUGGAGACCAAGGAAUGAAGGGGAAGAGCUCAAGCCAAACAACAGUAGGGCCUUGUCGAAAAAACAGAUGAAACCUAAUGUUUACUUUUUCUUUGUCUCUCCAUUCCUUGGAUCUGAACCCAUUGCUAUCCCUCUCACUCUCUCUGCCUCAUCAGUGAGAGAGAGGUUUGAUGACACAUGAUUCCAAAACCAAACCCUCAUCUUGCCCCCUCAACCCAUUUCUAUACAUUUGUGACAAGCCCAUAUCCUAUUUUGUGUUAUCUAGGGGAGUGGUCUUGCUUAUGGUCUGUUAGUGUGGAAGUGGCCUUUUAAGGCCCAAGAUCUGAAGGCAGGUUCUCCAACCCACUUGGGGCUGUACCAGCAGAGGAGGCCACGGAAGCUCCUGUUCACGUGGGAAACCCAGGAGGAGAUACAAAAGGGUUUGAACUCAAAGACACAACAAAGAGUCUUGAUGUUGCUCGACUGUAAUUUCCUUUCUCUGUGAAAGGUUCACCGAGGUUGAAAAUCCAAAAAUAGAAGUACCCAAACGAGAAAUAGCUAUCCAUGCCAACAGAGGAUGUUUUGAUUCUCUUAUGUCUCAGAGGCAGUGUGGCAAGUACGUGGGCGGUGGCUUUGUGAUGGCGGAAUAUAUGAAGGCGGAAGGAAGACUGGGAAAGGAGAAGGCAGGUCAUUUGUUUGGCUGGAAAAGCAGAAACCGGAUCUAAUGUCCAUCUGUUCUGGCAGACGGAAACAACAGGUCUUACUCACUCUGGCACAGGAGCUUCUGCUGAGAUCAGAGUAAAAUACGAGGGUGGAGGAAAGUUCAGGAAUGUUUGCUCACGUUUGUGUGUGAGAGCACUGCCUCAGGUAUCCAAGGCAUGAAUUAAAUCAUUCUCACCACUGCACCGUACCUCUGUGUUUUUGAAACGAGGGAGAGAGGUAUCAACCGAGGAAAGUUUUGUGCUGUCUGUCAACUCGGUCUUCGGUGGCACCGGAAAAUGAAAAUAAAUUAACUGACUAUGGAGGUAUAACUGUGCAUGGCGUGAUUCGUGAAAUUGGUUAUUUUCCUUUCUAUUGCCAGCAUUUCUCACUCAUGAACAUGAAGAAAUAUAGCAUAACGGAGAGCUAGGUUGGAUGGAGAUUCACAAACCCGGUCAGAAGACGCACGCAUUGUGUGCAUGGGGCGGCUUUUCUUGCACUGAAAAUGUGCAGCUCCCUCACUCAAGUGAGACUUAAAGCACACACCUUUUGGCACCACUUCCUCUCACUAUGUUUAAGGAUUUAAAGCGAAUGGACAAAAAAACUCAAGUGUUGACCUUGACUGCAUGAUGGGUUUGCAUUUAACCACGAUUUUUAACUAUAUAAAGAAGUGUAUUGAGAUGUCAAUGUUGGGUGAUAACCAUGUGAUUUCUAUUCCACUAUUUUUGUAGAAAAGAGAAUAGGCACGUGCAAGUGUUGCCGUUAAUUUGUCCCUAUUUAAUUUAACCCAUGCAGUGUCUUUGACUUUGUUGUCUAGGACUUUUUUUUGUCUGCCAGUGGCUUCCAGUUUUCUAACAUUUUUUCUAAGGUGUGGACAGUGUAUAAAACAACGAAGCAAAAAAUUUCAAACAAACUUUGUGCGCUGAAGUGAUUGUUCCCUCCAGCACAUUUCUCUUUGGGAACACUGGUUCCUCGUGAUUUUAUUUUCCAGAUGUUGGAGUCUCAGAGGACAACCAGAGGUGGGACCAGCCAUACUCACUCACCACAUGGGGACUCUCUAGCUCAAAGACAUUUCCUGCACACCAGGGAACUUUGUUUGCUUUUAGUCUCCUAUGCUAAAAACCACAAACAGCGUGCACCAUCUCUAUGAAAGCUUUAAUUUGAGCGUUACACCAUAACAUAUCGAUUAUGGGCACAUUUGUGUCCCUUAAGCAUGAUUCUGGGAUUGCAAUACAGUAUGCUUAUUCUUGAAAUGACACCGCGAUGCACUCAUCUUCUCUUUUUUCCCCAUCUCUUCACACAUACAGUAUGUUGUAGCAGCCCUUUCAACACACCAUGGUUUGAUAUGAAAAGCUGAAACUGUAACAGCGGAACAAGACUUUGCGUCUUUUAAUGGAAACUUAUUUUGGCUUCCACCACUUGAUUAACUACUCCAUCCGAAAAGGAGACGCUCAUCUUUAAGCCUGAUUUCCAGAGGUAGACUGUUGUAUCCCUGGUGUUUCGAUCAUUACCUUAUUUUUUUUUUCAUUUCUCAAGAGGAAUGAGGUGAUGUGAGAAAAUCUGAGGGUUUGACCUUUUUUAAUCAUGCAAAAUCACUUUGAUGACUAUGUUUUAGCACAUGGUGUUGGGUAUUAAGUGAGGCAUUUGUGUGUGCGCGCGUGCGUGUGUGUGCGUCUGUGUGAGGGAGUGCAUGCGCAUGUGCGUUUGUAACUUCAGGUGAAGUGUUUGCCUUUUCCUGAAGUGUCCUGUUUGUCACUGAGGGUACCUGGAGUUAAAGGUCGAAGAGGGAAAACACGAAGCAACCAAGGGCUGUUUUAGCAUCAAAGAUAUAUCCUCCUAUCUUUCUGAGACAAAUCCUUGUGUCACUGAAUAUGGCAUCAAAGGUUAAAGCCUGACUUCACAGCAAUAAAUGUUCUAUGUGUAUGCCCUGAGUAAAUGAUGUCAAUGUGAUUUUUAUCUCCUCAGAACACAACAGUACUCAUUACUGUCUGUUUUCGCUUCUGCUCGUCUCAACUUCCAACAGGUCACCUCUGCCCUCUCUAAAACCAGUCAGUAGGGAGAUGGGCUCCAAUUGGAUAAUAUGAGUAAAUGAGGCUAACAAACUCAGGUCGGGGGGUAAAAACCACUAGUUAAAUUUUAAAGAUAGCUGUAAAGUUGUGCUCAGACAGAAAGCAAAGCAAAUUUUCGCCUUGCUUUAUUCGCACAGGUUUGACGGCUUGAGUGUUUUGUGCACUGUGGGUUUACACACUACAGGCAUCGGAAAUUAGACACAACAAGCUAACAACGCACCAAAUUUGUGCAUGAGUAGAGUGUGCCUUCAUACACUACGUGUGUGCUACAACUCUCACUUAGACUUACUUUCAAAACCUACCAAGAUGUUUCUGCCGUUUGCUCUGAGACCUUUUUUUUCCCCCCUCCUUGUCUUCUUGUAUAUUUAUGAGUGCAAAGACUCAGAAAAAGCGCACAUCUUUUCAAAUGUGUUUUUGCUCCCCCCGUCCACGCUGCCUUUAUCAAACCCAUGUCCACCUGUACACUCUAUAUUGUAUAAAGUCAUGUCCGUCUCUAAAAUUUGCUUCACCUUCAGUCUGAACACACCUUAAGAGUGUACAAUUCACAUUUGUACAUAUCUUUGUAUUUUGAUCUGCAUGUGUGCAUUGCUGCCAGUGACCAUGAAUAUAUCAUUAGUAUGCAUUUCAUAAAGCUGUAAAAAGGUGAAGGGAAUGCCCCGGAUGUUUUUAACUGCUGCUU
This is a messenger RNA of Archocentrus centrarchus (flier cichlid), 10041 nucleotides long. RefSeq names its product voltage-dependent T-type calcium channel subunit alpha-1I-like. Gene Ontology annotation, molecular function: low voltage-gated calcium channel activity; voltage-gated sodium channel activity. Lineage: Eukaryota; Metazoa; Chordata; Actinopteri; Cichliformes; Cichlidae. Gene Ontology annotation, cellular component: plasma membrane; voltage-gated sodium channel complex; neuron projection. The transcript is spliced from 35 exons. Gene Ontology annotation, biological process: membrane depolarization during action potential; calcium ion transmembrane transport; positive regulation of calcium ion-dependent exocytosis. The record is from RefSeq and is a predicted model, not a curated record. Bases 18 to 6686 code for a protein of 2222 amino acids.